AUGGGUGGGCCACCGAGUAUAUUAAACACGUCCGCGACGCCUUACAUCAAGUCAUAUAAUCAUCAGUCUAUCUUGAAUCAAAUCACGAGUCCAAAGCUGGCUACAGAACGCGAUGGACUGCUACCAAUUAUUAGUAAUGGGUUGCGCUCAAAUUCAUCCACAUCAUUUGGACCUCGCGGCUCAUCUUUGUUAUCAUCUCCGGCACCUGCAAGUCUCAGCUCAAAUCUCCGAAGUCAGGCAUUUUCAAAAGUAGGCCCUGGCCUCGACGUACUACCCAUCAUGAAAGGGUUCGAAAGAACAGAGGAUGAUGGUAGGACAUCGGAUCAAGCUUUAGCCAAUCUUCGAGAAUCGUUAAAUCGAGAAAUGAAAAUCAAAGAAGGAAGCGAAAAUAUGUUGGAGGCCUUGAAUACAAAAAAAGCAAAACAAACAAAAGAACAAAGAUUACGAGUGGAAGCUGAGCUGAACUCUUCAAGCUUGAAAAUAAAGGAAUUAAAAGAAAAAAUAUCGAAAUUUCAAAAUUCACAAGCCUCUACAUCUAUAACAAAUGAUCCUCCAAAUAUUGGCCCGCAAAACGGGAUAACUCCGCAUCCGCUGAUGGGAUCUGAUGAAGGUAUCACUGGUCUAGGAUUCAAUAAAUCGAGUGAAUCGCCUACCUACGUACUUGCCGAAAUCCUUCAAGCCCUUGAAGUCGAGGGCCUCAAACCUGACUACUACAUCAGUCAUGCAAAUAACCUCGUCGAACUCUUCAAGAGUUAUCCCACAUUAAAAUAUGAUCUAGCAUGGCCAGUAUUUGGUCUCCGGAUGCAAGUAAUGCUGCUCAGCGAAAGUCGAGAAGUUGUGGCUGCAGCAUAUAGAAUGACUCGAUAUGCUAUCACAGAUCUAGCGUCCCUUCACAGAGUAAGAUCACUUAGUACCGACUAUAUCGUAGUUCUGUCCCUUGCCAAAGACAAAAAGGCUGAUGUUGAAAGAGAGCAGGCUCUCAAGUUCGUACGCUCCUUCCUGGAUGUCAAGGACGGCGUAAGGGAGAUCUCUAAGGGAGUAAUUAGAGCUAUUGCUUCGGUUGCUGAGCACACAGAAGACCGCUUGAAAUUUCUUUGUAUCGAAACUCUCGCUGAAAUCUUAGUUAAGGAUCCAUGUUUACUUGUGGCAUCCGGAGGCCUAAGGCCACUAGCUGAUGCACUAGGGGAAGGCAAUUAUCAAGCGUCACAAAGCCUUGCCGCGGCGUUUCUAUAUCUUCUUGACUCACCGCAGCGGAGGAAAUAUCUACGACCGGGAUGCGAACUAGAAGUUCUAUUCACCGCAUUCACUGAUUCUCUUUCAGCUAAAGAAAGUAUAUUGAAGCAGAACGCCAAGGCAAUCUCGUAUUCCUUGAAAUCUUGGCCAGGUCUCAUGACCCUAUCUAUGUACAACUUUAGAGCACUACGAUCCUUGAUAUCAUGUCUGAUGAUACGGAAUACAUCUGUCCGAGAAACAGUUAUUGAUAUCCUUUACUCAUUACUUCGCAUCAAGCCACCUUUUUGGGCAACCUCGUUUUUAGCUGGUAGACGACUGACAACGUACGGUCGAGUUGCUACGAUGAAAGCAAGCUCUCAAAGACUUGUUCAACUACCCGAGGAGGAGCCAUGUGAUAAGAGCUUUGUAGAUCACUAUACUGCUCUACUUUUGGCUGUAUUGAUUUCAAUCGACCUUCUCCCAGGUCUUUUACAAGUGACUCGCGAUACUGAGAACUCAAUUCUUAAGCGAAAAACGACCCUUCUCAUUGGCGAAGUUUUAAAACUCGCAAGUAAUCUUCUUCCUUCCAGCUGGAGUUGCAAUUUACAGCUUCUCCCAGAAUUAUUCGCGGCUGCUUCCAACUUUAACGAUGAAGAGCGGUUUGAUGCUACUGGUACUGUCUACCAAAUUAGCAGUGUCAGUAGAACUCUCUACCGCUCUGCUCCUUCUACUGGAAUAUUAAAUAGUGCCAACAGCGAGAGUAGCAACAUAACAGAAAUUCGUGAUGAACUGCCUAAAACAACCCCAAAUCCUAUCCUAGAUGAGACUACAUUCCGUCAGUAUCUAAUUGAAAGCCAGGUUCUGUCUAGUACCAACCCAUCAAAAUGGAAAUGGGAUAUAAUCCUCAAAAUCAUCGAGGGUCCCUUGAUAAACGGCAAACGCCUUGACGAGGCCAUAAAGGCAUCAAAGUUUAUUAAGCGUAUUAUGAGCUUCUAUAGACCUUUCAAGUUUAAAUUUUCAGACAUCAAGAUUAAUCGUUCGUCUUUCAAGUACGUAAGAGUAGGGUGUGCACUUAUGAACACACUUCUCCAAACAGCUGAAGGCGUCAAAUAUCUCUCAGACAACAAAAUGCUUCGCCAGGUAGCUGAAUGUUUGGCUCAAUGUGAUCCAACUAGUGGUCUGACGGCUCAAAGUCCAAUGUUUUCUAGAGAAAGGCUACAAGAAACUUUGUGCUCUGGAUAUUUUGCACUACUUGGAAUCAUGACCAGGGAUCCUAAAGGUUUACAGAUAUUAGACCGAUGGAGAAUGAUGAAUAUGAUUUAUCACAUUAUUGACCUCCAAGAACGUCCUGAUAUGAUUAAACUUGUUCUAUCUAACUUUGAUUAUUCACUACUAGGACAUCCUCGAGUACUUUUAUCGAAAGCCUUGACUGCAGGAUCGAAAGAAAUUCGUGUCUUCGCCACUAACGUCUUGCGUAAGUUCUCUAGCAGGUCACGAAAUGACGGUAAAGCCAGUCAAGGCAGUAGCGACUCUAAAUGGGCAAUACAACUACUCGUCACCCAGCUUUAUGACCCAGAGGUAGAGGUAUGUGCGACUGCAAUUAAAAUACUUGAAGAAGCCUGCAAUCGCAAGAAUGAUCUUAAAUAUAUUGUUGAGUGUCGACCCGCCUUAGAUCAUCUCGGAGAGAUAGGUGCACCUUUACUCUUAAGAUUUCUCUCAACUUCGAUUGGAUAUCACUAUCUUGAUGGUUUGGACUAUAUUAGCAAUGAAAUGGAUGACUGGUUUCUUGGAAGAAAUGAAAAUUAUGUCGGGCUUAUCGAAGCGAGUCUUGCCAGAGCCUUUAUCGAAGUCUCGGAAGAAUCAACUAAUCAAUUUAGUAUUGAUACGGAUAACAUUGAACUAGAAGGCGACAACGACCCUCACGUGCCACCUCACUUCUACCGAGAAUUGACGAGGACUGUCGAAGGUUGCAAACUAUUGCGUGAUAAAGGUCACUUUGAAGAAUUUGCUUCUGCGAUCCGAGAAUACGGAAUGCUCUAUGACGACUUAGAACUUGUUCUCAAAGUCAAAGGCUGCCUUUGGGCGGUUGGUAACGUAGGUUCUAUGGAGCUGGGCGCCCCUUUUCUUGAAAACUCGGAUGUCGUGCAGAAUAUCAUUAAAAUUGCUGAAUCACAUGAAAUAAUGAGCCUUCGAGGAACAGCAUUUUUCGUAUUGGGACUUAUUUCACGAAGUGUUCAUGGCCUAGAAAUACUCUCUGAACACGGUUGGGAUAGUCAUACCACUAUAAUGGGUGAUUCUCUAGGGCUUUGUAUUCCGACUAAUCUCGGUAAAUUAUUUUCCUACAAGCCAUGGAGGCACGAAACAGUAUCCGACAUAAUUAUGACAAAACUCCAAAGUAAAGCAGUAUUCACUGCCAGGCAUGAUGAAGACAGGAAUAACCAGACAAUUCUGCAGUUAGUAGUCGACUUAGGAAACACAGUAUUACAGAAAAAGGCAAUGAUGGACUUGAUGCAACAAAAAGCACGAAAAGCACCUGGAUUUAUGCAGCCAAUUAUGUUCCAGAAAAUAAUGAAAUUGCUUGAAUCCCACCAUUACCGGCUGGGGGUGCGGCAUUUUGUAGCGGAAUUAUUCGACAAAAGUGUGCUCAGAAAAGUAGUCCUCGACACAAACUACACCGAUAUUUUUCCCAGUGUUCUAGGAGAUAAUGAUGAAGGUGAAGUAUUAGUAUCAUCAAUCGAAAAUGAAGUAAAAAUAGAGAGAUAG
Messenger RNA from Blumeria graminis f. sp. triticale, 3975 nucleotides. The record is from the annotation of a GenBank genome assembly. Lineage: Eukaryota; Fungi; Ascomycota; Leotiomycetes; Helotiales; Erysiphaceae.